UUCAUCAUAGAGGCGCUAGUAUCGCUUGUUGUCCUUUUUCACCAUAUAAAUUUUCCAUAAUAUUACUCCGAAAUAAAAUUAAAUUAAUUGUAUUUAAUUCAUUGAUUUCAUUUAAAUUUGUGAAUUAAAAUAUAAUUGACAAGAUGUUUUAUCACAUACCGAUGGAUCAUGAUAUUUUGUUGCAUCCUCGUUAUUUUGGACCACAUUUAUUGGAUACAGUGAAACAAAAACUUUAUACAGAAGUUGAAGGAACUUGUAAUGGAAAAUAUGGUUUUGUGAUUGCUGUGACAUCAAUCGAUAAUAUAGGUGCUGGUAUCAUUCAGCCAGGUCAAGGUUUUGUACUUUAUCCUGUAAAAUACAAAGCUAUUGUUUUUCGACCAUUUAAAGGUCAAGUUCUCGAUGGAAUUGUGGUUCAAGUUAAUAAGGUUGGAUUGUUUGCUGAAAUUGGACCCUUGACGUGUUUUAUUUCACAUCACUCAAUUCCAUCGGAAAUGCAAUUUUGUCCAAAUAUCAAUCCACCAUGUUACAAAUCGAAAGAAGAAGACGUCGUUAUACAAGCUGACGAUGAAAUUCGAAUAAAAAUAGUUGGAACGAGAGUUGAUGCCAAUGGAAUUUUUGCCAUUGGAACGCUCAUGGACGACUACUUAGGUUUAACUUGCAAUUAAUGAAGAAAAAUAAUUUACUCGACAAUUAAUUCCAUUGACUGAAGAGUGAAAUUUUAUACUAUUUAUAUAUAUAUAUUUUUUUAUUAAUAAUAACUUUAUUUUAAAAAAUACUUUAGGUUUAUGUACAACUAAAUCUUUAAUGUGGUAAUUAAUACAACAAUCAUUUAACAUGUAUUUUCUAAAAUAAUUGAAAAGAAACAAAAAUUUUUUUUUAAAUGUAAAGCGUGUGCUUAUGUAUGAGUGAUUUCGAUUAUUUUAUCGAUCGCUUUCUUUGAAAUAUUAAUUAAAUGUACAUAUCAAUAUCUUC
Messenger RNA from Leptopilina boulardi, 972 nucleotides. RefSeq names its product DNA-directed RNA polymerase II subunit RPB7 (gene Rpb7). Gene Ontology annotation, biological process: positive regulation of translational initiation; positive regulation of nuclear-transcribed mRNA poly(A) tail shortening; DNA-templated transcription. The transcript has 7 exons. The record is from RefSeq and is a predicted model, not a curated record. Bases 144 to 665 code for a protein of 173 amino acids. Gene Ontology annotation, molecular function: single-stranded DNA binding; translation initiation factor binding; single-stranded RNA binding. Lineage: Eukaryota; Metazoa; Arthropoda; Insecta; Hymenoptera; Figitidae. Gene Ontology annotation, cellular component: P-body; RNA polymerase II, core complex.